AUGAUCUGGAAUCAGAACACCUAUAUAGCCUUGAGUACAAGUAUCCUUCUAAUAGCCGAUACAGGAAGACUGAACUCACGGAGGUAUAACAUCGCCAUCGCAAUCCUCGUGGAGUCAGGGUUGAUUUAUUCAUGCUGCCUUUUAACUUUGAUACUUACGUUUCGUCAUCCCAAUCUUCGGCUCCUGUUCUCGUGUAUCACAAUCCGUGUAGUGGCAAUAAUGCCCACACUAAUGAUCGUUCAAGUGCAGCUUGGAAAGAGUAUGGAUCAAGUACGAAGCACACGGCUCAAUAUGGAAAUGAAGUCCACUAGGGCAAUGCCAACUGCUACUGAAGUUCGAUUGGAGACAAUUGUGGUGACUGCUAAUGAUGACAGACGCUCCAUGGAAUCCGAAAGUAACGACCAUACUCCAUCACGUAUCAGCUUUGCAACCGCGGAGCCUACCUCGGAGACUGAAGAAAACAAACUUCCAGAGGCAACUAGCGUGAAAAAUUGCACGAAUUUUUGGCCGAUGUUUGGCCGAUGUUUUGCAAAUAAUUUCACUUUCCAUGACUUGUGGGUGACGCUACGUCAGACAAAUUUCGCGAAAAACAGGCAUAGCGUAACGACCACCGGUAGCCACUAG
Messenger RNA from Psilocybe cubensis, 624 nucleotides. RefSeq lists its product as uncharacterized. Lineage: Eukaryota; Fungi; Basidiomycota; Agaricomycetes; Agaricales; Agrocybaceae. The coding region runs from base 1 to 624 and encodes 207 amino acids. The transcript has 6 exons. The record is from RefSeq and is a predicted model, not a curated record.